Molecule: messenger RNA, 2472 nt
Organism: Misgurnus anguillicaudatus (oriental weatherfish)
Lineage: Eukaryota; Metazoa; Chordata; Actinopteri; Cypriniformes; Cobitidae
Gene: aire
Product: autoimmune regulator
Biological process (GO): regulation of transcription by RNA polymerase II; humoral immune response
Cellular component (GO): nucleus; cytoplasm
Molecular function (GO): DNA-binding transcription factor activity, RNA polymerase II-specific; DNA binding; translation regulator activity
Source: RefSeq, a predicted model, not a curated record
UUACCUUUAAAUAAUGUCUCUAAAAUUAUUUCAGUGAUAGAACAACUUUUAAACGGACAAAUUGUACUGUUGCUGCAACCUGAGCAGCCUCCUAGCUGCUACAAGCACACUCUGAAAGUGGCGGUGGAGGGUAGGAAACACAGCCCCGCCCCUCCCCCUGCCUGCAGAAGAGUGUCUGAUACCAGGCACUGUUGCGCUUUUCAACCACAUGGGGGAGCUGUAAGUAAUUUUUACAUGGAAACUACAUAGUGUUGCUUUAAUAAAAAAUUAAAAUGAUAGCUAUGAUUUUGCAAAACAAUGCAUUCUGUUUCCCACACACAACAACGAUGAUGCAUUAGUUACUGAAGCACAUGAGGUGAAACUAUAAUGAUGCACAGAAACUGGGAUUCCCCUUAAGUUCAGUCCUCAAGAGAGACAGGUGAGCAAAGGUAGAUGGCUCACAUGAUCGAAAUCGUUUCUCGGCCAACUGUGGACUUUCCAAUCCAUACCAGACACAUGAAUCUACAUGAGGAGCAGGUAUUUUUAUCUAGCACACAAGUUAGUUAGUGCUUUAACAGUUUUUUUAUAUAUAGAAAAUCAGUGUGGCCAUUUAGUGCUGCAUUAUCAAAGGUCGUAUGAACUGAUGGCCCCUAGAGGAGCAAUUUGUCCAUCGGUCAUACCGUACAUCAGUCAUGCUAAUCACAGACAGCCAUCAAACCAAAUAAAAGGAAACCAACUGUAGAAGUUUACAGGUUUCGUUUUAGUCCUCAUCACCAGCAUACAUUGUAAGUACAUUCAGCAUAUCUAAACAUGUAGAUUUAUUAAGCAAUGCUAUCUCUUAAAUGUUAAAUUAUGCUUACUAUGUAUUUUACAUUUAUUAAAGUAAAAAAGCAUUCAAAUGAAUAUUAAUAAUGUUGUGCUUAGGUCCAAAUUUAGCUGUGAUUUCUACAGCGGUCAAUACUGCUUGUACAGACCACUGCUUAAGGAUGUCAAGGGUGGAAGGUUACGGAGAGUCUGACCUGCGCUUCCAGCUACGAGCAUAUAGGACCGAGAUCGCCAUGGCAAUCCAUGACCCCUUCCCACUGCUGUAUGGACUGGCCGAUCACAACAUCAUCUCUGAACAGAACCUGAAGGAGACUUUAGAGCGAAAGAAAAAAGAUGGGAUCCACAAAGCUGUCUACUCCCUCCUAACCCUACUACUGGAUCAGGAUGCUGCCGUCCAUCAGGCCUUCUGGAAUAAUCUUUGUAAGGAGUACAACAAGGAGAGUUACCCAAAAUUGGAAACCCUGUUUAUGAACCUCCCCAAAGGACUGAGGCAGAUGGUCAGACACACAAGUAACCCCAGGCUUGAGCUGCAGGUUCGAAGCCAAACGGGCAAGAAGAGAGGGGCGGCAGAAAAACAGCUAUCCCAUCGUUCUCAUCACUACUCCAGGAGGGCAUUACCUUCCAGCUCAGGAGGCAAAGGGAAGUCUAUGAGGAAGACGGACGGUGCACUUUCUCAAGUCUCGGUUGGAAACGGAGUCCAGGCUGUCUCUACCUCACUUCAGCGGGCUGUGACGGUGUCUGCCAGCGACCGGCCCACUGGAUGCGGGACAGUAGAGGGAAUUUUAAUACAGAAAGUCAUUGAGUCCGGGGGUGCCAAAAAAUGCAUCAAGGUUGGAGGAGAGUUCUACUCUUCUGGCAAACUGGACGAGACAGCUGGACACAAGACGCAGACUGCACCAAACUUUACUCACCAGCAGGGGGAGCCAAGCACCAGAGCUAUGAAUGUGGAGCAUAAUGAUGAUGAAUGUGCAGUGUGUAAAGAUGGUGGCGAACUCAUCUGCUGUGAUGGCUGUCCUCGUGCCUUUCACCUUACCUGCCUGGUCCCGCCCCUCACCUCCAUACCAAGUGGUACAUGGCGGUGUCAGUUAUGCCAUAGCAACAGAGCCAGUGAGAGGCCAUACAACCCCUUGCAGACUGCAGUUCACGUUCCCAUGACGGAGACGGGCUCCAGCUCUACUGUGGACUUCUCCUUCUUCUCCUCUUUGUCCUCUACUUCACUUUCUACAGUCACAGGAGGCAAAAGUGCUCAGUCCAUGGGCCUCCAGUCUUCUAAUGGAGAUAUGAUCGGUGUCAGGAUAGCUUGUGAAAUUUGCCAUCUCACCCGAGGAGAGCUGAUCACCUGCUCUCAGUGUCUACAGAGCUACCAUGUCCACUGCAAUUUCUCAAAUGGAAAGACUAAAUGUAGGAAUUGUUCCAGGAAUUGGGGUUCAGAAAACGAAACUUCAUCUAACAGUCAUCAGAUGAACUCCCACAUAAGUGAUCACAGUUUAGUUCCCUCAGAGCAACUGCUGAACAAAGAUGAAGUGGACUCCAUAAUGGGAGAGAGCUCUAUAGAUGGUAUCCUGCAGUGGGCUUUCCACAACAUUUCACGUCCUAUCUCUGAAUCUCAGGCCUAUUUUUAGUAAUCCAAUAUCUAUCUAUCUAUCUAUCUAUCUAUCUAUCUAUCUA